This is a messenger RNA of Chondrus crispus (carragheen), 798 nucleotides long. RefSeq lists its product as hypothetical. The transcript has a single exon. The coding region runs from base 1 to 798 and encodes 265 amino acids. Gene Ontology annotation, cellular component: nucleus. Lineage: Eukaryota; Rhodophyta; Florideophyceae; Gigartinales; Gigartinaceae. The record is from RefSeq and is a predicted model, not a curated record.
AUGGCGCCAGUCAACGUCGUAAUCUCGGGGCUCCCCUCCUCCCCAUCCACUCUCUGUUUGCAAGUCGGCGACUCCCACGCCGCCCUCCCUGCCUCUCUCGUCUCCGACGCCCUCAUCGCCGCCACUGGUAUACCACCCUCCUCCUUCUUUCUCCGUUCCCACGCCGGCCUGCUCCGCCCGCAUGCCCAUGUUACCGUGCCCGGCCAGCACACGGCCUUCGUCGCCAUGUGUCUUCGACGCGCCCUACCAGGGGGUAAAGGAGGUUUUGGCGCCAUGCUAAGGGGAGGUGCUGCCCCGAGUAAGAAGACGAGCAAUUUUGACGCCUGCAGAGACUUGCAGGGGAGGAGGCUUCGGCACGUGCGCGACGAGAUUGCCCUCAGGGAGUUUGCCCGCGCGAGAAGAAGCGGCGAGGGUGCCAGCCAGGGGACGGACAUGCACACCGUUAGGAAGAGAUGCCGAGAGGAGACUGAUCAGGCGAGAGCUGCCGAGCUCGAGGACAAGUCGGUCGAUCCGGAGGAACUUGAGCAGGAUAUGGAGCGUAUUGCGGGGAGUGUGGAAAGCGCGGUCGCUGAUGCGGUGGGCACGCUGCAGUCGAGACAGAAACGUCUUAGGACGUCGCCAUUGCCUGAAACUCGUGCGAGUCCGGUGCGCGCAGAUGACUGGAUGAUGGAUUACGAUGGGGUGUCGUCGUCGGACAGUGAGGAUGGCGAUUGUGGGAAGAAGCUAAUGGGUUCCGAAGCUGACCAGACCAUGGCUGCUGAUACGCGACCUGCUUCUGCCCAAAUUGUGCUGCGAUGA